UGGGUUCAACUGGUAAUAAUGGCAGGGACUGUCAUGUUGGCUUAUUACUUCGAAUACACGGACACUUUCAACGUUCACGUCCAGGGAUUUUUCUGCCAUGACGGCUCGUACACUAAGCCCUACCCUGGACCCGAUGAAAGCAGUGCCAUUCCACCAGCUCUCCUCUAUUCCCUAGUGGCCGGAGUCCCCCCUGUUAUGAUGAUCGUGGGAGAAGUGGCUGUAUUUUUCCUUCAAUCAGCUACUAAGGAGUUUGGAAGUCGUGAGAAGACCAUAAUAACUGGAGAUUGUUGCUACAUCAAUCCAUUGGUGCGCAGAACGGUUAGGUUCCUUGGAGUUUAUGCAUUUGGACUUUUUGCCACAGAUAUAUUUGUAAAUGCUGGGCAAGUGGUGACAGGAAAUCUAGCCCCCCAUUUUCUCACAGUCUGUAAACCCAAUUACACAGCACUGGGCUGUCAGCAUGAAUCUGUGCAAUUCAUCAACAGUGAGGAGGCCUGCACUGGCAACAUAGACGCCAUUACAAAAGCCAGGAAAAGCUUUCCAUCCAAAGAGGCAGCUUUAAGUGUGUAUGCAGCAGUGUAUCUGGCAAUGUAUAUCACAUGUACUGUGAAGGCCAAUGGGACAAGACUUGCAAAACCUCUCCUCUGUUUGAGCCUCAUGUGUUUGGCAUUUCUGACUGGAAUAAACAGGGUAGCGGAAUAUCGAAACCACUGGUCAGAUGUUGUAGCAGGAUUCAUCAUAGGAACAGCUGUAGGAGUGUUCUUGGUUGCAUGUGUGGUACAUAACUUUAAGGGAAGACAUACAGUCAAUGAAAAGCUACAGCCUGACAACGUGACUGACAUCCCUUUGAUCACUCUACCACACGUGGAAAGUCCAUUAGGAAAAUUAAGUGCUGUACAGUCUGACAAGUUGCUGAAAGUGCAAGGUGAAAAUGGUACUGUGAGGGACACUGGGCAUAUGGGACCCAAGAGAAUAGGCUAUCUCUUUAGCCAAUCAAAUUGA
Molecule: messenger RNA, 999 nt
Organism: Carcharodon carcharias (great white shark)
Lineage: Eukaryota; Metazoa; Chordata; Chondrichthyes; Lamniformes; Lamnidae
Product: phospholipid phosphatase-related protein type 5-like
Exons: 7
Coding region: 19-999 (326 amino acids)
Biological process (GO): phospholipid dephosphorylation; phospholipid metabolic process; signal transduction
Molecular function (GO): phosphatidate phosphatase activity
Source: RefSeq, a predicted model, not a curated record